Molecule: messenger RNA, 3194 nt
Organism: Peromyscus eremicus (cactus mouse)
Lineage: Eukaryota; Metazoa; Chordata; Mammalia; Rodentia; Cricetidae
Product: zinc finger protein 54-like
Exons: 3
Coding region: 580-2553 (657 amino acids)
Biological process (GO): regulation of DNA-templated transcription
Source: RefSeq, a predicted model, not a curated record
AGUGUGGCUAGUUUUUUAUGGCAUUUUAAUUUCCUAUGGUUUAAUUUUAUGUUGUUGCUGGUUGGAUUAUUGGUAGUAUUCUUCUUGUUUGAGAAAUAGUGGUUUGCUGUCUUGCUCAUGUAUGAUUACUUCGCAGUUCUCCUGUAUUUCUCUAUUCCUCACGUGAAAUUUAUUAUUUCCCAUGUUCUAAUUGAUGAUUCCUCUGACUCUGCUGUAUAUAUUUUGCCUCUAUUACGUGAGUGCUGCUUUAGUGAAAUCAAUUUUGUGUUAAUUGGUGACUACCUUGAAAUGCACUUAUGUGUCCAUCAAUUUUAAGAGAGUAAUUUUCUUUGUGCAACAAGAUGCUUGAUGGUGAUUUUUCUUUUCAAGCUUCAAAUGUCUUUUCAUGCUCUCCUGGCUUUGGAAUCAUUGAUUGGACACCCAGUAGCAAUCUGUUGCUUGGGUCUUUCAUGUGGUUUGACGUUGUUCUUUAAACAGUAUAAUUUUAACUCUUCCUUUUAAACCCCUUGAUUUGAAAGGGAAGCAACCAUCUCUUCAUUGUUCCUGAAAGAGAAACUCAAAGAAGAGAAACAGUUAGAAAUGGCUGAUUCUCCAGUAAACAUGUCGCAGAACCUGUUGACAUUCAGGGAUGUGACUAUUGACUUCUCCCAGGAGGAGUGGGAAUGCCUAGACUUUGCUCAGCGGUCUUUGUACAUUGAUGUGAUGGUGGAGAAUUACAACAACCUGGUCUUUGUGGAGAACUAUUGCAAAUGUGAUCCUGUCCAUCAACAGGUGAAGACUGAAAAGGAGUCUUAUCAGUGUAAUGAACUUGGCAAAGUGCUUCAUGAUCCCUCCAUAUGUGUACUUUAUAAAACAAGUGAAACUACAGGAAACUCUAAUAACUCAAGAUACAAUAAUCACAGGGAUGCCUCUAUUGACUCUUCAAAUCCAGAUAGAUAUGAAAGUAUGCACACUGGAGAAGAAUCUUGCAAGUUAAAAAACUGUGAGAAAUCCUUAAAUUUGUAUUCUAACACUGCUCAAGAUCAGAGACUCUACACUGCAAAGAAAGAACCCAGGCAGGGAGAAUAUGAUGACUAUAUUAGCUCUUCAUACAAUUUUUUGCAAAAAAACCCAAUCUACAUUGGUGAGAAACCGUACCAUUGUGGGGAAUGCAGUAAAUGCUUCAAUGCUGCCUCAGGCCUCACGGAACAUGAGAGAAUUCAUACUGGAAUUAAACCCUAUAAGUGCAAAGUUUGUGAAAAAUCCUUUACCCAGAUUUCAAGUCUUCAAAUACAUCAAAGACUUCUUACUGGGGAGAAACCUUACAAAUUCGAAGAAUUUGGAAAGUCAUUUUGUCAGCUGUCAGCACUUAAAAGCCACCAGAAAAGGCAUACUGGAGAGAAACCUUACAAAUGUAAGGACUGUGACAAAUCCUUUGCCCACUCUUCUACUCUAAAGAAACAUCAAAAAAUGCAUACUGCUGGGAGACAUUAUACUUACCAAGAAUGUGGCAAGGUCUUUCAUCAGCUUUCACAUUUUAGAAGGCAUUACAGACUCAAUGGAGAGAAGCUUUACAAGUGCAGUGACUGUGACAGAGCCUUCCCUAAAUUAUCACUUCUUAACAGGCAUUACAUAAUCCAUACUGGUGAAAAACCUUACCAAUGUGAGGUAUGUGACAAGUCCUUUACCUUGAACUCAACCCUUAGAAGACAUCAGAAAAUUCAUACUGGGGAGAAACCUUACAAAUGUAUGGAAUGUGACAAAUCCUUUAACCGGGACUCACAUCUUAAAACACAUCAGAGAGUUCAUACUGGAGAGAGACCUUACAGUUGUCAGGAAUGUGACAAAUCUUUUGCCCAAUCUUCUGGUUUAAGGACACAUCAGAAAAUUCAUACUGGAGAGAAACUUCACAAAUGCAAAGACUGUGACAUGUCCUAUAUCCAUAUUGCAAGUCUUAAAAUACAUCAGAGAGUUCAUACUGGAGAGAGACCUUACAGUUGUAAGGAAUGUGACAAAUCAUUUACCAGUUGCUCACAUCUUAAAAGACAUCAGAGUGUUCAUACUGGGGAGAAACCUUACAAAUGUAAGGAAUGUGACAGGUCUUAUACUAGCUGCUCAUAUCUUAGAGAACACCAGAAAAGUCAUACUGGAGAGAAACUUCACAAAUGCAAAGACUGUGACAUAUCCUUUAUCCAUAUUGUAAAUCUUAGAAAACAUCAGAGAGUUCAUACUGGAGAGAGACCUUACAGAUGUAAGGAGUGUGACAAAUCCUUUACCAAUUGCUCAGAUCUUACAAGACAUCAGAGAAUUCACACUGGGGAGAAACCUUACAAAUGUAUGGAAUGUGACAAGUCCUUUACCCUUCGAGCAAAUCUUAGAAGACAUCAGAGUGUUCACACUGGGGGGAAACUUUACAAACGAAUGGAAUACGAGAAGUCCUUUACCCAUGAGAGAAAAUAUCAGAGAGUUAAUACUGGAGAGAGACGUUACAGUUGUCAGGAAUGUGACAAAUCUUUUGCCUACUCUUCUGGUUUAUGGAGACAUCAGAAAAUCCAUAAUGGAGAGAAAAAAUAAAAAUGCAAAAACUGAUGCAUCCUUUAUCUAGAUUUUGAAGCUUAGGAAAUAUUAGAAAAUUUAUAUUUUAGAGAAACAUACUAUUGUAAAUAAUGUGACAUUGCAUUUUCCAGUAUUCUCUGCUUACAAGUCACAAUAGUAUACAAAAUGGAAACAACAAGAUAAGAAACUUGUGAAAGUCAUUGAAGUUUUAAAUUUUAAAAAAUAUCCUAGAGUUUAUAUUAAAAUAAAAUUCUGCAAUGUAACAGUGGAAAAAGCUUUUUAUUUCUUUUAAUGUGUAUUUAUGUUCUGCCUGUAACUGUAUGUGCACUACAUGUAUGCCUUGUACAGAUAGAGUACAGAAGGGGUCAUCAGAUCCCCUGAAGCUGGAGUUACAGACCAUUGUGAACUACCAUGCAUGUUUUGGGAAUUGAACACUGGUCUUUUGGAUGAGCAAUCAGUGCUCUUACCCACUAAGCCAUGUCUCCAGCCCCUGGUAAAAAAAAAAAAAUGUAAUAAAAACAUUGAUCUUGUUCAACAUCCAAAAAUUCAUACUAAUGCCAGGUGUGGUGGUGCACUCCUUUGUUCCCAGCACUCAUGAUGCAGAGACAAGAAGUUCUCUGUGUCAGAGGACAUCAUCUAUAUACUGAGUUCCAGGACAG